AUGGGCUGCCUAUUUCUUCUUAUUGUUAUUUUUAGGUUACAAUAUCCACUUGUUAUCUUUUCACGUCAUUUAUGUCAGCUAGAACAGAAUUUGGCUUUGCAACUAUUGAAGCUUAAAUUGGCUAUAGAUGACUAUGCUUCUGCUGAUUGUGAAUCCAAUGAUCACUUCCCUUAUCCAAAGACACUUUCUUGGAAUAAAAGCACUGAUUGCUGUACUUGGGAUGGAGUAACGUGUGAUGGUGUUACCGGUCGAAUAACUGAGCUUGAUCUUAGUUGCAGCCAACUUCAUGGGACAAUUGAUUCCAACAGCACACUCUUCCAACUUUCUCAUUUGCAAAAGCUUAAUUUAGCUUACAAUGAUUUCUCCCCUUCCCAAAUUUCAAUUAAAUUUGGCUGGUUUCCAAGUCUUGAGGAGUUGAGAUUUGGACCUCACACUUUCAAAUUGCUCCUUCAGAACUUAACUCAAUUAAGGGAGCUUUACCUCACCUCUACAUACAUUUCUUCGUCACUGCCCACAUCAAACUUUUCCUCUUCCUUGCAAGUUCUUAAUCUUCUCAGCACAGAAUUAUCUGGGAAUAUCCCUGAUGGCUGCUACUUCUCUGGAAACAUUCCUCCAACUAUUGGGGAUCUCACAAAGCUCACUACUUUGCGACUCUUUCCGAACAAUUUCAGUGGUCCACUGCCUUCAACAAUCUCAAAUCUUGUGCAACUUGUUGAGUUUGAAAUCUCAUCUACCAACCUUACCGGCAACAUUCCAAAUAUUUUCGGUAACUCUACCAAUCUCAAAUCUUUAUCCCUAUCAUAUAACCUCUUUACAGGGCUUUUUCCAUCCUCAGUUACAAACCUGACAAAGCUGGAGAGUUUAGAGAUAUCAAAUUGUUCUAUAACUGGUCCUAUUCCUUCUAUCGCUACCGGAUUUCCCAAUAUCAUCUUGCUCUUCCUAGCAGAUAACUCGCUUAGCGGAGAAAUACCAUCUUGGAUAUUUGAUCUUCCUUCCUUAAAGUACUUAGUUUUGAGAGGCAAUCAACUUACUGGUCAACUUAAGGAAUUUAAAUACAACUUGCUAGAAGUUGUUGAUGUGGGUGAGAAUAAGCUACAUGGACCUAUUCCCACAACAUUUUCUAAACUAAUGAACUUGACAACACUAGAUCUUUCUACGAACAGCCUUUCAGGCAGUCUAGAUAUUGGUAUAUUUUCAAACUGCAAACAACUUAGACGACUUGGUCUUUCUUUUAACAAUCUGUCUGUGUUUUCCAGCCAAAAAGAUGUGACCUUGCCAAAUUCUAUUGGAAGUUUGUAUGUAUCUUCUUGCAACAUAAGGGAAUUAAAUUACCUACGAGCUGUGAAAAACAUUGGUAAUUUAGAUCUUUCCAACAAUAAGAUGUAUGGAAAAAUUCCGGAUUGGGCAUGGUCUAAUUGGCAAGUGUCAGUGUCUUAUUUGAAUCUUUCAAGCAACUUUCUAACGGUUAUUGACCCGCUUCAUCACUUCAAGGAACUUGUUUAUCUUGAUAUUAAAUCUAACUUGAUUCAAGGACAACUACCUGCUCCACCUCCCAAUAUGUUCCUCUUCAUAGUCUCAAACAAUAACUUUACUGGGAAGUUACCUUCGUCCUUAUGCAAAAUGAGUUCCCUUGUGAUUCUUGAUUUGUCUAAUAACAGCCUGAGUGGAAUAAUUCCAAAAUGUUUGGGAAGUACUCUGAGAAGUUUCAAUUUGCGGAAAAAUAAACUAGAAGGAAUGUUGCCAAGAAAACUGGCAAACUGCAAAGCGCUGGAAGUAGUUGAUCUUGCAGAAAACUUGUUGAAUGAUACAUUUCCCAAAUGGUUGGGAUCACUUCCUAGGCUGCAAGUUCUUAGUUUGAGAUCCAAUGGGUUACAUGGCCGGAUUACCACUUCACGAAACCAAGUCUUAUUCUCAAAGCUGAAAAUCCUUGAUCUCUCUUAUAAUGACUUCACUGGAAAUCUAUCAGAAAGGUUUUUCAACAACUUGAAAUCCAUGAUAAUCGUAGAUCGAACAGGAACAGGAACAGGAAAUCCUUUAAGGUAUAUUGGACGAAUUCAAUAUCAUGAUUCCUUGACAUUGGCUAUAAAAGGGAAAAAGAUUGAACUUGUGAGGAUUCUUUCUAUCUUCACAACCAUUGAUUUCUCAAAUAACAAAUUUAAAGGUGAUGUACCAAAAUCCAUUGGCAAUCUUUCUUCACUCCGUGGGCUGAAUUUGGCCCAUAACAGCCUUAUUGGACCUAUUCCUCAGUCCUUUGGAAAUUUAUCUGUUCUUGAGUCGUUAGAUCUAUCAUGGAACCAACUGUCGGGGAACAUUCUUCAACAACUUGCUUCUCUGAAAUCUCUUGCUGUCCUGAAUCUCUCAUAG
Capsicum annuum is the source of this 2364-nucleotide messenger RNA. RefSeq names its product receptor-like protein 34. NCBI's taxonomy places the organism in Eukaryota, Viridiplantae, Streptophyta, Magnoliopsida, Solanales, Solanaceae. Bases 1 to 2364 code for a protein of 787 amino acids. Gene Ontology annotation, molecular function: protein binding. The transcript is spliced from 4 exons. The record is from RefSeq and is a predicted model, not a curated record.